Molecule: messenger RNA, 810 nt
Organism: Colletotrichum spaethianum
Lineage: Eukaryota; Fungi; Ascomycota; Sordariomycetes; Glomerellales; Glomerellaceae
Exons: 2
Coding region: 1-810 (269 amino acids)
Source: RefSeq, a predicted model, not a curated record
AUGGCCGCCUGCGACCUGAUGAACACGGACCCGAGCCUCCUGGCCUUCGCCAUGGCGCACCGCGUCAAGGCCAUCAAGGCCAUCAAGAAGUCCCUCGCCGAGCUGCCCCGACAGAAGGGCACGACCUCGGAGCACGCCAACGCGCUGAUCGCGACGUGCUUCGCGCUGACGUUCCAGUCCGUGACGUUCGAGGACGGCAUGCCAGAGUACAUGACCUUCAUCCGCGGCAUCCUCAUCAUCGGCACGCAGAUGUGGAUCAAGGGCAUCAAGCCCAUCUUUGUAAACAUCAUCGGCGACGAUUCGCGCACCGUGUUGGAGCCCAAGAUGGCGGACCUGCCGCUUAUUCAGAAGGAGUGGGCGGACGGCGCGGUCGAGGCGAUUGCUGGGCUGAGGGGGCUCUGCCGGGACGUGGUGGAGAUUGAGUAUUUCGACAUCAUCAUGGAGAUGGCGACGAAACUGCACACGUCGUCGUGGGAAGCAUAUCAAACCUUGACAAAGCACUACGGCUGGUGGAUCCAGCUGCCGCACGAAAAGUUCCAGCGCGUCAUCGACAUGGGAAACCAGACAAUGAUCCUCCUGGCGAGCCACUGGAUCGCGCUGAAGCAGAUCAUGGCCUUCAUCACCAACGCCGAGCACGAGUGCCGCGAGAAGGCGCCGCCGCGGGAGAGCGCCAUCGAUUUGGGCAUCAUUCGCUGGCUGGGGUAUCUGAACAAGCUGGUCGACCACGAGCACCUCAUAUACAACCAGUGGCCGCUGUGGGUUGAGAAUCAGCUGGAUCAAGAUUUGGGAUUCUUUGGGAAGAGAUACUGA